AUGACCUCGAAUUCGACCAUUGGCCCGGCUCUCCCAGCCCUUGGCCAUGCCCUCGCAGGUUCCACUGGUACUGCUAUCUCGAGCCUUGCCAUCUACCCACUUGACUUGAUUAUUACUCGACUUCAGGUCCAACGAUCAUUACGGAGGUCCUCCUCUUCGCCAAACGAAGGCGAAUACAAAGGCGUCGUAGAUGCAUUCAAGCGGAUCUACAAGAAGGAAGGAGGAAUUUCUACAUUCUACACUGGUGUUCUGCAAGAUACAGGGAAAUCCAUCACAGAUUCGUUCCUCUUCUUCCUGUUCUACAACUACCUUCGCUCCAGACGACUUCAGAAGCAUGGAACCAAAGCUACAAGCUUACCAGUAUUGGAUGAAUUGGCAGUUGGCGCUCUAGCAGGAGCAUGUUCAAAAUUCUUCACAGCCCCGAUUUCCAACGUCGUCACCCGGAAGCAGACUUCGUCCAUGAUCUCUGCUCACUCUUCCUCACCCACCGCCUCCCCUUCCGUCUUUGAUAUCGCCCAAUCGAUCCGUUCCGAAAAGGGUCUGCAAGGAUUCUGGUCAGGAUAUUCCGCAUCUCUGGUUCUCACCCUCAACCCAAGCAUCACAUUCUUCCUAUACGAGUUCUUCAAACGGGCUUUCCUCCCACGAGCACAGCGCGAUGAUCCCGGUGCCAGAGUCACCUUCUUAAUGGCCGCUGUGAGCAAGUCUAUCGCAUCAACGAUCACAUACCCCUUCUCUCUCGCCAAGGCACGAGCCCAAACAUCCUCUUCGCCACCAGAUGCGAAGAAUGUUGUCAAGAGAAGGACUGUAUUCGACACAAUCCUUAAGAUUUACCGAACAGAAGGAGCAGCUGCGUUGUAUGAAGGUAUUUGGGGCGAAAUAUUGAAAGGAUUCUUCAGCCAUGGCAUCACUAUGAUCGUCAAGGAGAGUAUUCACAAGCUGAUCAUCCAGACUUACUACAUCAUUCUCAAGGCACUGGAUAAGUACCCGAGUCCCUCGGAACUGACCAACCAAGCUGGAGUUGCGAUCCAGGAUGCGGGCGAGAAGGCUGGACAUAUGGUCAAGGAGGGAUAUGAAGGUAUCGCUGAGAGGGUUGGGCCUGAGAUGAGCCACGGGACGGGAACCAUAAAUGGGUUGCCAGGCUGA
Hyaloscypha bicolor E is the source of this 1143-nucleotide messenger RNA. RefSeq names its product mitochondrial carrier. The coding region runs from base 1 to 1143 and encodes 380 amino acids. The transcript is spliced from 5 exons. NCBI's taxonomy places the organism in Eukaryota, Fungi, Ascomycota, Leotiomycetes, Helotiales, Hyaloscyphaceae. The record is from RefSeq and is a predicted model, not a curated record.